AUUAAGCAAUGGAAAACAUUUUUUUCUCCGUCCCGAUUAUAUGCGACCGUUUCUUCACCGGAUUCACACAUUUUGGUGUUCUUCAUAUAUAAACCUGUAUCUUGGAUUCUUGGUCAUAACAUACAUUAGGAAAUCUUCCUAAAUUUGAGAUUAUUCGAUGAUAAAAAAUGGCAGAGGGGACAUAUGUGCAGCUCAACAAGGAACAAGAUGCCGUCGACAAUAUCACCCCCGGCGAGCUUAACCAACCCAUUGAUAUUGACAAGCUGACUUGUCGGAAAUGCCCUGAAUGUGGGCAACCCUUGCCCAAAAGCCACCAACCCCCUGCUGAUGAAGAUUGGACCACAGGGAUUUUUGGUUGCACAGAAGACAUUGAUAGCUGCUUGACUGGACUGUUUUGUCCAUGUGUAUUGUUCGGGCGGAAUGUCGAGAGCUUGAAUGAAGAAAUAUCCCAAGCAGGGGCAUGUGGUGGCCAUAUCAUUUGUGUUGAAGGAGGCAUCACACUGGCUGUUGCAACAGCAGCAAUGCAUGGCAUUGAUCCCGAUACUAUGUGUCUCAUUACUGAGGGUCUACUCUUUACAUGGUGGGUCUGUGGCAUCUAUACUGGCAUGGCCAGGCAAGCAUUGCAGAGAAAGUACCAUUUGAAGGACUCACCGUGUGAUCCAUGUUUGGUGCAUUGCUGCUUGCAUUGGUGUGCCGUCUGCCAGGAGUACAGAGAGAUGAGGAAUCACCUGGCUGAAAACACUUCCUCUGUAACGAUUGUAGAGCCACCACCGGUACAACGGAUGAACACUGACAUGAAACAAGAAGCAGAAUCUUCGUCUGGCAAAGAAAUCGUUCCAGUGAGUUGCAAUGUGGAGAUGCAGCCACCAUCAUCGUAGAGAUACAUCUUUCUUAGAUUCAUAUUGAAAUUAACCCCUUCUACAGUUUCUUAAAGUGGAAUUUAGAGAGAACUUGUAAUCCUACUUGGCUUUGUUCAUGGAACUUUUUCUGUCAAGUAUGAAACUAGGGUAUUUCUAUCUAAUGCCAAGUUGUUGAGGAUCAUUUCUGCAUUAGUAGGCCCCAGGGGACAGAGCGGGAAUGGGGCAGGGGCGUAUAAGUGGUAUAACUCAUCCCUGCACGCUUGGACCCGCUCCAUCCCAACACCCACCCCACUUCUCCUCCGUGAAUAUAAUCCUUAUUCUCCAAGUGAAAAAAAAGUGGUAUUGAUUUGAGAUGAAAUGAAAAAACGAGCCAUAAAAGUAACGAUUAGCUUUGUAACUUGUAUUUCACAAAUUAUAAACACAU
This is a messenger RNA of Cuscuta epithymum, 1284 nucleotides long. Lineage: Eukaryota; Viridiplantae; Streptophyta; Magnoliopsida; Solanales; Convolvulaceae. The record is from the annotation of a GenBank genome assembly.